AAACCACCUCACUAGUAGGCAAUGAAUGAAUCAAGGGCAUCUGAACUCGAAACCCCUCACCUUCGACGAGGUGUACAACCAGUCCAGCCCGACCAACUGCACCGUGUACUGCGGGGGGCUGGCCGCGGGGCUGUCCGAGGACCUCAUGACGAAGACCUUCGCCCCCUUCGGCAACAUCCAGGAGAUCCGAGUCUUUAAGGACAAGGGCUACGCGUUCAUCCGGUUCGCCACCAAGGAGUCCGCCACGCACGCCAUCGUGGCCGUGCACAACACGGACAUCGGCGGGCAGCCCGUCAAGUGCUCCUGGGGGAAGGAGUCCGGGGACCCCAACAACGCCCCUCCCACCACCCAGGCCAUGGCGACCACGCAGUACCCCUACACCUACGGGCAGCAGAUGGGCUACUGGUACCCGCAGACGGCCACCUACCCGACGGCAGCAGCCGCCGCCGCCUCCAACGCGGCCCAGAUGCAGGCCGGCCAGUUCAUGCAGGGCGUGCAGACGGGGUACACCGCGUCGCCCUUCGGCCAGUACGGCGCCUACCAGCAGGCGGGCUACAUGGGGAUGGCCAGCUUGCAGAUGCCCACCACCUGGCAGGGCCUGCCCGCCCAGCCCACCAUGCCCGCCGCGGGUCAGAUGGCCGCCGCCCAGGCCAGCGCCGCGGCCCUGCAGCAACCCGCCGGCAUCAUGGCCUUCCCCGCCAUGCAGGCGCAGUACCAGCAACUGGCUGCGGAAGAGGACUGGCUCACACCGAGUCUACUGGUUUGAAGAAGCGCACGGCCGCAUUCUUGGGACCCACCUCACAUGUAGGCCAACCAACUCUGCCUUUCCUGCCAGAAAGCUGUCGGGUGUUGGUAGCAUGUUAUUGAUACACUGUGUGUACAUGUUAAUAUACGCGAAACCUCGCUGGGCGCUGGACUCGGUGACAAUGUUAAUUGAGUGUACACUGCUAACUAUACAGAUAUCAUACCUAGUAAUACAAAUUAAGAGAUAUGAAGUCGUAAAAAGCUAAACUGUGAAUGAUUCCGUAGCAUUAUCAUUUUAUUUGAUGCCAUUACGAAACCAAACUCAUACAUCGUAGGGCUGGUUAAAUUUAUUUUAUGGAGAUGGAUUACGUGAUAAAUAAAAGGAACAAAUGAUGCAUUCCGUCAAGAUCGGGGGACAUAAUGAUGCAUUAUAUAUAAUUUACCUAUAAAUCGAAUGUGGUUAUGUAUAGUUUGUUAUUGCGUACUCCGCUUAGGACACAUGGUCAACAUGUUCAAAGAGAACCCCAGAGGAGCCAUGUAGUGUGUGGUUCCAACUGCACCUUCCAAUGUACAAAUAAACAGUGUAUGGAGGGGGAUUCUGUAUCGUCAGCCUGUUUCCUCCUCGAUAAAAGAAAAUAGCCUUACUUGCAUGUUAUGGAGAUCAGAUAAACUGAUAGCUUUCUAUAGAUCUAGAACAUAGAUGCCUAAAACCAAGGAUUCAAAAACAAACGGUUAGGUUAUGUUGCUUAAGGAUUGGCCCGAGGUUCCAAUACCGCAUCCUCAUAGACAAUUCGAAACUUGGGAAUAUUACAUGUUAAAUUAUUCUUUUUGUUUUUGUUUCACAGUGCAUAACAAAGUAUGCCCUUACGUUUUAGUUCUUUUCUGAUAUCAGUAAUUUGGUCAACGUUCCCUGAUAACGACGAAUUUUCUAGUCUGCAAACUAUUUUUGUUUUUGUUUUACUUGUUGAAGAUAGUUACUUUCGGUUCUAGUCAUUAACUAUAUUGUGAUUGCAUUAAAUUUGCCAACGGAGUAUGAUAUUUUCCGUUUGAGGACAGCGGAACAAUAUUCUCCAUCAUACAGAGCAAAAAAUUUGGUUGUCCGAAAUGAAGGACAAACAAUAUCGAAAAGCUGGGUGUGCAGACCGAACCUAUCAUAUUUUCACAUCGUUUAGUUGUACGAGAUCUAAAAUGCAAAUCAUUUCCCCGAAAAGUGUUUUAUGAUAAAGAAAUUUGCAGUGCCAAAUAAUUCAUUCUGAAGUCACGAACUGUUUAACAGUGUGUGACACUUUCACUGCGCAAAGAAGUGAUCUGCCAGACUCAAGCAAGGUUCUCAGCCAACAAAAAAAAAUCAAAUCAAAAACAUAUUUCUCCAUUUUUGUAGUGGUGUGAAAGUGAAUCACUUAACAAAAAAAAUAUUCACAAGUGUACAGUGUAAAUAGAAAUAGACAAAGUCAAUUUGUUAAUUGAAAGAUUAUAUUAAUGUAUUUUGUAAAAGGAAAAUAGGAAUCCUUUACAAACCAAAAUUAAUAGUAAGGUGAGUUGUGUGGCAAAAAAUGUACGGCGUGCGAAUAAGUUGAACUAGUGUUAAAUAUGUGGAAGCCUUAUUCACGGAUUGAGCUUCCCGUUAUUAAAAGUCAGAAAGGUGUUUGUAUUUAUGUUUAAACAAAACGUCGUUUGAUAAUAUCAUACAUUUAAUUGGUAAUUGUUAGUUAACGCAAGUGUGUGAUCUAUCUUCUUUCAAUUUCGCAAUUUGUUAUAAAACUACGAAGUUGUGUUGGUUGUUCACGGUGCUAUAAACAAAAUACUUUUAGGAUUCCCUUAUAUUACCCCUAAGAGCGUAAGAUUCUUAACCAAAGUGAGUUACCAAUGUUUUAAGAAAGGUUAUGUGAGUGAGACUAAUGCAAUUUUCAUGCAAGCAGGCCAUGGAGAGCAGCUUUAGCAAACCCAUCCAAGUCAUGUACUCUGUUGUUGCUGUCUCGAACGCCCGCACUGACUCGAUCCUGUAAACAUUUUAGUUGCUUUCUUCACUGAGGCUUUCUCACCUCGGCCAUAAACUGGUUGACGAAAGAACUUUCGUCCGAAGCCUGCUUUUGCGCGAACACUGCCACUGUCUGGUUUCGUGUAGUCUCUUCUUUGCCUGCGGAAAUGAUAAAUAACCUAUCUUUUUUCUUUGUACUCUUGUGAUCGUAUUGUGAUUGUGUGUUUUGUUACGUUGCAUUGUAUGCAAUAUUGAUGUUAUGUUUGUAUGUUUUAACUUGCUCACAUUGUUUCUGAAACGCUAAGGUUUCAAUAGGAUUUUCAUAACUCCUGCUGGGCAGUUGCAAGUCUUUGUCUAUCUUGCUAUCAAUCGUUCGUAUUAUUUGUUUGUUACUAUUGUUGUUUUUCGAAAACCUUUCCAUUUAAUGGAAAUGCCUCAAAGGUGUUAUUAUUGCUGUGCUUUUUAUGUGGUUUAGUUUUAAAAAAUAGAUAUUUUAAAUAAGUCUCAGCAAGAUACUCACGAACUUCUACCAGGAGGCCUAUCAUGCACAAAGGGUAAACUUGAUACUCAUGCAAUCGGUCUGUCGAAGACUGUUCACCGCUUUGGUACUAAUGGGAUGCCGUCCCUUUGCCAGUUACACAGGCCAUCAUAUUCUUCACGAGGAAUGAAGGAAAGUGUUUUGAUACUGAUUGUAGUUACAUUAAGAGUGUAAUUUUUAGAACAUAAUGGUUACUACUAUUGUUUAUUUUUUAAAAAAUGUGAAAGAGUAACGUUGUAAGUAAUCAUGUUUGUACUUAAGUACAGCACAAUAGCUAUAUUUAGCGCACCAUUUAUGUAUAUAUUAGUAGGACAGCGAUAGCGGGGCCAGGCAGGUAUCCGAGCUCAGCCCAUAGAUCAAAAAUGGAAUGGGCAGUCAUGAGCUAUAUAGUAAGCAUCAGUCCUCCGAUGUUAGUGAGGAUAAAAAUGGUCAUUAUUUUGUUGCAUUUUCCCUGCGUUGUGACUUAGUUCUCAUAGUCGAGAACCUAAACAGUAAAUCCAAACGUGGAAAUAAGUGUGAAAAUAGUGUCUUAUAAAGUCCUGAAAUAAAUUACUCUGGAAGUAAGACUUCUU
This is a messenger RNA of Thrips palmi, 3832 nucleotides long. Its product is annotated as nucleolysin TIA-1-like. NCBI's taxonomy places the organism in Eukaryota, Metazoa, Arthropoda, Insecta, Thysanoptera, Thripidae. The transcript is spliced from 6 exons. The coding region runs from base 26 to 766 and encodes 246 amino acids. Gene Ontology annotation, molecular function: RNA binding. The record is from RefSeq and is a predicted model, not a curated record.